Messenger RNA from Enterobius vermicularis (human pinworm), 495 nucleotides. The record is from the annotation of a GenBank genome assembly. NCBI's taxonomy places the organism in Eukaryota, Metazoa, Nematoda, Chromadorea, Rhabditida, Oxyuridae.
AUGAUGAUUCUACAAGAUAAGUUUCCUAGAGAUAUUGCACUUGAGAUCGUACGUGCGAAAUUGAACAUGCGAAAAGAGUGGAACUUAGAGAAGUUAAUGAAGUUGCUGUACGAAAUAAUUCAGGCUCGGGAAUGCGUAGGGACUAGUUUUUCCUCAAGGUAUGUUAGAAAAGACGAGUUAAAGACGGCAGACACUACUCGUGGAAGAGAGGUGGCACGGAUACAGACUUCAUACCAAGUGGCAGAAUCAGCGAUCGGAAGGAUUAAGAUUAGAAGACCAUGUAUAUUUUGUAAGGGAGAGCACUUCAAUAGUGAGUGCAAAAGGUAUGGCACGUUGGAACAACGUAAGAGACGCGCUUAUGAGUUAGGACUGUGCAUUAAGUGCUUAAGGUCUAACCAUAGGUUUAAGAACUGUACGAUCACUAAGAAAUGCUGUUACUGCCAGAAAGAUCACAAUUCUGCGUUCUGUGAUAGGUUCGGUAACGUCGUGAACUGG